UUAAAGUGCACGACUUCUGCCCGGCCUGCCGAAGGAGCUCGGGCAGCGCGGCAUUCCUCGGAUUCCAGCGCUGUGACGUCCCCGGGGACCGUGCGCCCGCAGCGGGGGAGCCCGGGCUCCACUUUCCAGCGCUGGGUGCGCGUCCCCGAGGCUGGCGCGCGCCCUCACCGGUCGCAUUCCUAGCCUGCCCAGAGAGCGCUCGGCGCACUCCCCGCCUCCAGGCCCCCAGAGCAGCAGAGCCCAGCCCGGGGCGGGGGAGCCCGGCCAGCGGCGCCUGCUCGUCCCCUCCCACCCGGCCCCUUCCUCCGCCCUCCCGGCCGCUCGCGCUUCCUGGCACUCGGGCUCUCCCGGCGGCUCAAGUUCUGCACAAACUUCUCCUCGCUGCCCAGCGCCGCGGCCGCGGGUCCGGGCCAAGCUCGCUGCGCUCUGCGGCUCAGCCGUCUCGUCCCCAGAGCUGGUCCUUGUGAAGCAUCUGGCGCCACUUGGCCGCUGACGGUUCCUUUCGGCGCCCCACCUCUCUGAUCGUCCCGGCCCCCUCGCGCGGGACGGCGGUGCUCAGGUUCUUGGCCCUUUCUCCUCCCCGGUGCUCCCGGCGCGGCGGAACCCUCCCGGUGCCCUUCCUUGGCCAGCUCCUGGAAGCCAGUGGUGGGGACCCAGGCUCCCUAAUGGUCACCGCGCGGCACCCAGGGCACUCCCGGGCCAUGUAAGCAGCCAUCCUGCAGAGGGCCUGGUGGGCAUGGACACCUUUUCCCUGCCUUAGUGUGACCAUUCCAACACAAAACCACUAAGGCCAUCUAAGGGGCGCCUGUGCCAGGAGAGGAGGGCGGCGUGCCCUGGCCACAGAGCCAUGCCUUUCGGCCUGAAGCUUCGCAGGACUCGGCGCUACAAUGUCCUGAGCAAGAACUGCUUUGUGACCCGGAUCCGCCUGCUGGACAGCAAUGUCAUCGAGUGUACCCUGUCGGUGGAAAGCACAGGGCAAGAGUGUCUUGAGGCGGUGGCCCAGAGGCUGGAGCUGCGGGAGACGCACUACUUCGGCCUUUGGUUUCUCAGCAAGAGCCAGCAGGCAAGAUGGGUGGAGCUGGAGAAGCCACUGAAGAAACACCUGGACAAGUUUGCUAACGAGCCUCUGCUUUUCUUUGGAGUCAUGUUCUAUGUGCCAAAUGUGUCAUGGCUUCAGCAGGAAGCCACGAGAUAUCAGUAUUACCUGCAAGUCAAAAAGGAUGUGCUCGAAGGGCGGUUACGGUGCACACUGGAACAAGUCAUCCGCCUAGCUGGCUUAGCUGUGCAAGCGGAUUUUGGUGACUAUCAUCAAUUUGAUUCCCAAGAAUUCCUCCGAGAAUAUGUCCUGUUUCCUAUGGAUUUGGCGCUGGAGGAAGCAGUUCUGGAGGAGCUGACCCAGAAGGUGGCCCAGGAGCACAAAGCCCACAGUGGGAUCCUGCCUGCAGAAGCGGAGCUGAUGUACAUCAAUGAAGUAGAGCAUUUGGAUGGAUUUGGACAGGAGACCUUCCCGGUGAAGGACAACCAUGGCAACAGCAUGCACCUUGGCAUUUUCUUUAUGGGCAUUUUUGUGAGGAACAGAAUUGGAAGACAGGCAGUCAUAUACAGGUGGAAUGACAUUGGGAGUGUCACCCACAGCAAAUCAGCCAUCCUGCUGGAGCUGAUUGACAAGGAGGAGACAGCACUCUUCCACACAGAUGAUAUUGAAAAUGCCAAGUAUAUAUCUCGGUUAUUUACAACACGGCACAAAUUUUACAAACAGAACAAGAUCUGCACUGAACAGUCAAAUUCUCCACCCCCAAUCAGACGACAGCCCACCUGGAGCCGGUCCUCACUGCCCUCUCUUCUGUUUCAGCCAAGGCAGCAGCCGUACAUCCUGCCUCCCAUGCAUGUGCAAUGCAAUGAGCACUACUCGGAGACCCACACUUCCCAAGACAGCAUUUUCCCUGGGAAUGAAGAAGCCUUGUAUUGCAAUUCUCACAACAGCCUGGACUUAAAUUACUUAAAUGGUACAGUCACCAACGGCAGUGUGUGUAGUGUCCAUAGUGUCAACUCCCUCAACUGCUCCCAAAGCUUCAUCCAGGCUUCUCCAGUGUCCUCCAACCUCAGCAUCCCCGGAAGUGACAUCAUGAGGGCUGACUACAUCCCCAGCCACCGUCACAGCACCAUCAUUGUGCCGUCUUACAGGCCAACCCCUGACUACGAGACAGUCAUGAGGCAGAUGAAGAGGGGACUGAUACAUGCAGACAGCCAGAGCCGGUCUCUCCGUAACCUCAACAUUAUCAACGCCCAUGCCUACAACCAGCCUGAGGAGCUGGUGUACAGCCAGCCAGAAAUGCGGGAGAGGCAUCCCUACACGGUUCCAUAUGCACUCCAGGGGGCCUAUGGUCACAAACUUGUUAGUCCAUCUGACCAGAUGAACCCCAAGAAUAGUGCAGUGCCCUGCAAGCCAGGGGCCAGCUCCAUCUCGCACACAGUGAGCACUCCAGAACUGGCCAACAUGCAGCUUCAAGGAACACAAAACUACAGCACAGCCCACAUGCUCAAGAACUAUUUCUUCAGGCCACCACCCCCUUACCCUCGGCCUCGGCCUGCCACCAGCACCCCAGACCUCGCCAGCCACCGCCACAAGUAUGUCAGUGGCAGCAGCCCUGACCUGGUAACUCGGAAAGUCCAGCUCUCUGUAAAGACCUUCCAGGAGGACAGCUCUCCUGUGGUCCACCAGUCUUUGCAAGAGGUGAGCGAACCCCUUACAGCCACCAAGCACCAUGGCACGGUGAAUAAGCGCCACAGCCUGGAGGUGAUGAACAGUAUGGUUCGAGGCAUGGAGGCCAUGACACUGAAGUCACUCAAUAUCCCCAUGGCUCGUCGCAACACACUCCGGGAGCAGGGCCCUUCUGAGGAGGCAGGUGGCCAUGAAGUGCAUGGGCUUCCCCAGUAUCACCACAAGAAGACCUUCUCAGAUGCUACCAUGCUAAUCCACAGCAGUGAAAGUGAAGAAGAGGAGGAGGCCCCUGAGGCGGUGCCUCAGAUCCCCAUGCUUCGGGAGAAGGUGGAAUACAGUGUCCAGCUGCAGGCUGCCCUGGCUCGAAUUCCCAACAGACCCCCGCCUGAGUACCCAGGGCCAAGAAAAAGUGUCAGUAAUGGGGCACUGAGGCAGGAACAGGGGACCCUUCUUCCUGCCAUGGCCAGAGCCAGAGUGCUGAGACACGGGCCAUCCAAGGCCCUCAGUGUCUCCCGGGCCGAGCAACUAGCUGUCAAUGGGGCCUCUCUGGGUCCCUCCAUCUCUGAGCCUGACCUCACCAGCGUGAAGGAGAGGGUCAGGAAAGAACCUGUGAAGGAGAGGCCCGUGUCAGAGAUGUUCUCCCUGGAGGACAGCAUUAUAGAGAGAGAGAUGAUGACUAGGAAUCUAGAGAAGCAGAAGAUGGCAGGCCUGGACCCACAGAAGAGGCCGCUGAUGCUGGCAGCGUUGAAUGGGCUCUCAGUGGCCCGCGUCUCAGGGCGGGAAGACAGUCGACACGAUGCCACCCGAGUUCCCAUAGACGAGCGGCUCAGAGCCCUGAAGAAGAAGCUAGAAGAGGGAAUGGUGUUCACAGAGUAUGAGCAGAUCCCACACAAAAAGGCCAAUGGUAUCUUCAGCACCGCAACUCUGCCGGAAAACGCUGAGCGGAGCCGGAUUCGAGAAGUCAUCCCUUACGAGGAGAAUCGGGUGGAGCUCAUCCCCACCAAGGAGAACAACACAGGCUACAUCAACGCCUCCCACAUCAAGGUGGUGGUUGGUGGGGCAGAAUGGCACUACAUCGCCACUCAGGGACCCUUGCCACAUACCUGCCAUGACUUCUGGCAGAUGGUGUGGGAGCAGGGGGUGAACGUGAUCGCCAUGGUCACUGCAGAGGAGGAGGGUGGACGGACCAAAAGCCACCGAUACUGGCCCAAACUGGGGUCCAAGCACAGCUCAGCCACCUAUGGCAAGUUCAAGGUCACCACAAAGUUCCGAACAGACUCUGGUUGCUAUGCAACCACAGGAUUAAAGGUAAAGCACCUGCUGUCCGGCCAGGAGAGGACGGUGUGGCAUUUGCAGUACACUGACUGGCCCCACCACGGCUGCCCGGAAGACGUCCAAGGAUUUCUGUCCUACUUGGAGGAAAUCCAGUCGGUCAGGCGUCACACCAACAGUGUCCUGGAAGGCGUCAAGACCCGGCACCCUCCUAUUGUGGUCCAUUGCAGUGCAGGGGUGGGAAGGACCGGCGUCGUCAUCCUCUCUGAGCUCAUGAUCUAUUGCCUUGAGCAUAACGAAAAGGUGGAAGUGCCCACGAUGCUGAGGUUUCUCAGGGAGCAGAGGAUGUUCAUGAUCCAGACCAUUGCGCAGUACAAAUUCGUCUACCAAGUCCUCGUCCAGUUCCUACAGAGUUCCAGGCUCAUCUGAUUUCCAGGAUGCAGCUUCUGGAGGAGGGACCCAGCUCCGUCCUGCAGGGGGCGCCACUUCCAGACAACAUCUGCCUCCCCAGUUGGAGACGGAUGGCUGGCAGCAGGCAAGAGCCAGAGUUACUUACAAACAUCAUGUAUUAUUUUAUAUGAGAUAAUUUAUUUUUCUGUCUUCGGAAUAAGUUUUGUGAGUUAUUAUAAUGAAUUUUUUUUCCACGAUAAUAUAGUGCUUCUCAUUUGAACCCCAUGUUGACUGAUCUGCAUGUAAGCCUCCUCCGUGAGGGAAGGUGGUGGCCCCAUGGGACAUUGUAGGCACAGAGGCAUAAGGGAACACAUCUCUAGUGAAGCUGCAGACAGACUGGUAACACCCCCAGUCAAACGUGGCAAGAGGAAGAAUCGAUCCUCAACCUCGCUAAGGAAGGUCCUUUCGAGUGUUCCCUUAACCCUGGAUCCGUGCAUCUGGCUGGAUAGCUGCUUUCCUCUCCUUUACUGCCCUCUUCCUCCGCGAUCUCUCUCCCUAAGCCUGUGGUGAAAGCUGGGGUCCUCUGGAGAGCACAGUGCCUUUAGGGCUGGCCAUGCUGUCUCUGGUAAGUGAGGAGUACUCCUGUUGCUGCCGCGCACCCUUGUUUUGGUCCAGGAGUCUGAUGUGGUGAUGGGGUGUGCUACUUUGCCCUGCGUGCUCCCAUCAGCCUCAUCUGGUGGCCCUGAGUCAGGCCAUCUGCACAGCUCAGCCCCUGGCCUAGUUGAGAGAAGAUAAUAGACCAGGAGGGGAAUGGCGUUAGGUGGGGCCUUGGUGUAGAUUGUUAACUAAAUAAUGUUGAGUGUGGCAGAUGAGGACACAGAGGAUGAGGUCUGGGUACAUUCCAUUUUCCUAUCCAUUGCUAAGUUGUUAGAAGGGUCAUAAGGGAAAUGGUUAAGGAAACUCACAUCUGGGAGCUACCUGGCGCUUUGCAGCGGGGCCCUGGCUGGGAGGCACACACCUGGCCAGGAGGCACGCACCCAUGCACAACUCCCUGUGUGCUGAUGGAGUCUAGGCUCUGGCUGGCAGGGGCUGAGUUGAUGCCACUUAGGGCUUCUGCGUUGCUGUCUUGGGCCAGGGUCCCAGGCUGACCUUGGACUUGGUGUAUAGCAAGAAGAUGGCUCCCAGUCUCUUGUCUGUACCUCCCAACUGCUGGGAUUUCAAGUGCAUAGGGCCACACACAGGCCGUACGUGCCCCUCAUGAUGAAUUCUGAGACUGUCUUUUGCAAAAGCCUCCACUCCCUACCUUCCCUUGUAUAACCCACUCUCUGUCAGUGAUGGUAUUAGCCACCCUCAAGCUGAAGCCCAGUUCCCUUCCAUGUCUACUUUUUCCUAAGUAUAAUUUUCUAAUUAUUUGUGAAACUGACCAUGCCAUGCCUUCCUCCACAGUGAUAGUUCUUUUCUUUCUGCUGAGCUGAAAAGGCCAAGCAGCAAGAGUGUGACCUGUAGCCUGUCUCCACACACUAGUAGAUGCCGAUGACAGCAGAUUUCCCAUGAGCUUCUCUGGAAGACAAGCCAAGCGGUCUUCCUCUGGGUCAGGGUGGUGCUGAUGCUGGUAUCCAUACCGCAUCUGUGGGUUCAGAAUCUGAAGGUGGGGCACUUCCACCCUCCCUUCCACAGUGCAGAAUGGAUCAGGGGGUGUACGUGAGUGUGACCCUUGUAGACGAGGCACACUGAAACAGGUUCUGACAUAGGUGUUUUGGGGGAAAUGGAAAAGCCCAUUGUGGGGGGCUUCUUCCCCUUUGUUCCCACUUACAGUUUCAUUAUGUGAUGAAGAAUAUAGAUACUCUCGUCUCUGAGCUUUGGUGUGUUAGACUGUCUCACAUGAGCAGCGAGGAGACAUGAUGCCCCUUUGAACUCAUCACUCAGGGCCUGUUUCUAGCUUAUGCUAACAGAACAAGAUGCAGAGAAGACAUAGGUUUGAUAUCCAGCUUCCUAGCCAACACACGAUGAAACCCAAAAGUAAACAAUUAAGUGUCCUGUGUAUGCAUUUCCUCCUUAACACUGUUGCCUCUGGUUCUUCAACACAUUCCAAAUUCCCUUUCCCAUCCCCAGGAAGCCCCCAUCCAUCUCUGGUUAAAUUAUCAGCAGGCAUUUAAAGCCCUUACAGUGGCAUCUGCAUAAUAAUCACCGAGAGAUGCUUUCUACCUGGGAAGCUAGCCAAGGAGUAAGCCUUGGAGCAAAGUGUAUUAAAUUAGUUAUCUAGUCAGGGCUUUUGGAGCAGCUUCCUGACAAUGUGUUGGGACCGAAGCUGGAGCUGUCAGAGCCCAUUGCUGCAUUUUGGCUUUGAAGGGGGAGAAAAUUAAAACCGGAGCCAGUAAGAUAUCCCACCUCACAACAGAGCAGCCCAUCAUUCCUCCGUCCCUGGUUUUCCAGUUGUGGAGUUUUGUCUUUCACUUACUCAUUUGCAUAUGCCCACCUUCAUCCUUGUUCAGGCGUCUCUGCAUCCAGGCUGCUUAAGAUGUCUUCAUUCUUGAGAUGGUGAGAUGCACUUGUGGUGAAGCCUGGGGGUGUCUGGCUGGUUUUGUGAGGCUCUAAGGUGAUUCCAGGUGGAAUAGGAAUCCCAGGGGCCUGCACAUCUGAACACGCUCCCUCCCCAGUAAUUAGAGGUGAGAACCGUAUCAGACAGGCAUGCUUUAUUGAGGUGGAGACAAGUGGGUUCUUCUGCUCACUUGGAAGUGCUGCAGAUACUAGGGAAGGUGAGAGCAUCUCACGUGGACUGUGUCCCAUCAGAUUACUUUGGGAAAAGAAAGGGUCUACUCACUAUUCUUCAGUUAGAAGUAAGCUGACUUUUUUUUUUUCUUUUUGGCCUUAGUCUUGGGCUUUCUCAGUCACCUCCCCUAGCCUGGACAGAGGGUCUUUGUAGACUUUAGGAUGUGGGCCUUGUGGGACAUGACCACCAACUCCUAAGCAAGCCAUACCCUUACCCUCUGUCAGCAUUUGCUCUUAGCUGCCCCCUCCUGUGGGUGGGGAGGUUAGCAUUCUCCUGUCUUUUCUAGUUUAAGGUAGAUCAACCCAUGUUGAGUUUCCAGACAUGGAGGGCACUUUCUGGAUUGAUGGAAUGCAUACACUUUAUUUCUUCCCAGUUCAUUAAGGAUCUAAUGCCAUGCGUCUUUUCUUCAGCUAAGAGCUAGUGGACAGAGACCUGGUUCUUUGUGAUCCUGCACCCUAGCCACCAUGGCUUUGCAUCUCCUAGGGCCAGGAGCUGCUCCUGAAUGCCGACAGGCUGAGUUGACAGACAUGCUCUGUGGGGUCUUCUGUCUCUCUCUUGGUCUAAGCACUAGCUCGUUGGUCUGCAUCCUCUGACCUCAGGCAUGACGCUAUCAACGGGCCCCAAACAUGUCCUCAGGCAACAAGCACCCUGUGCCUUCCAGUCUGUCUUAUUAGCCCUGGCUCUGUUGUUUCUUCUCAGUAUAGGAGCAACUCUGUCCACAGAGUGCCAUGUCACUGCCACUGGGCUCUAGUUUCCCCAUUUCACUGAAAUUUCUGCUGCUGCUGUUUCUUGCCAGAGCUCUCGUCCAGCCUCCAUCAAGCCCUCAUUUAACGGUUUCUGUUCACGAGUGGCACUCCCACUCACUCAGCUUCUAAGAGAGAGAUUUGGGUCUUCCAGGGGAAACUGCACAUCCCCUGGUGGCCUACAACUUGAUGAGUGAUAGUCUCACUGGCUCUGGAGGGUCACAGUCACAAGUCACAGUCAGCCCUGUAUGGUUACACUCUGAGCAAAGAGGUAGAAAUGUGCUGCCCUUCACCUCAGCUUCUCAGUCCUUGGGCGGUGAACCACCUUUCCUAGGACAUCUGCAGAAAGUAGUGGCCACAUGUCUGGGGAAAUAGGCAGGUGUGCUCAGGCACAUGCUGCCAACCCAAAUGGCUUGUCCAGGUGUCCGGCAUUCUAGGGGAGCUGGGACACUGGCCUACCAGCUUGUCCAGUAUUCAGCCUCUCUUCCCUGUGCUCAGCUUUUGCAUUUCCAUUAUCAACUCAAGGGAAUCGGGCAUCUUCAUCCAGGAGAGUGCCCUUCUUAGCUUUUGCAGCUUACCUCAACAUGUGUCUUUCUCAAACACUUGCUGACGUGUACUCUGUUAGCCUGUCUGUGACCAGGUGUCAGGGAUCUGGCAUCCUCUGUUCUCAUAGAUGGAUAAAUAUACUGCUGUUUAGAAGUCAGUUCUUGCUGUUCAGAGCUCCAGUCAGCCUCCUCGUUAUAGAGAUAAAUUAAAGGAGAUUCAAUUGUCAGGCAGGCGGGCUGGAGCAAAUGCCAGCCUAAAUAUGGUUAACCAAGUCUUCUGCUGUAGUCUUGCUAGCCAAGUCACCACUUACUAAAAGUGCCCUGAGCUUGUCCAAAGUCAUGAUGGGGAGAAGCCAGAUCAGCCCCGAGUUUCCUAUCCAAAAUUCAUUGGGGAUACAAUUUUUUGAACCCUGGGGUAAUGUCAGAGUUGUAAACUUAUGAUGGAACCCCCCAGGGAAGACCGUGCUCUGGUGCUGACCUAUGUCUCCCGGGCUCCUUGCCUGCUGCCUGUAAUGGGCUGUGCCAUGUGGCCUCUGCGCCUGGAUGGCUGCUCUGGAGACUCCUUGCCUGACCCUGCAGCCCCUCCUUCCCUUGCAGCUUGUGAGCAGAGAGUUCUGCCACGGUGCACGCGUUCACAACUCCUCUUGCAUGUGAGUCCCUGUGCAAGUCACAGACAUUCAAAGUACAAACACUGGGCUGCACAGUGACUGUGAGUGUUCUCGCUGUGUGGGGACAAGGUGGCGCCCCUUUGUGAUGCCACUGUCUUUAUUCCCAGGGCAUUUUGUCCACUCAGAACUUCCCAUGCUCACUCAGAUCAGCCUUGCUCAGAUCAGCCCUCUGAAGCUUACUUUGUAUUUUAACCUACCUUCCCAUUGGACCCCCCCUUCCCCGCCGAAGUUAAAUCUGGCAAAGGGACUGUGGUCUUAAACCCCUCUAAAAUGUCGACAUAGGAAAUCUUAAUUUAACAAAAAACGGCUCAACAGCCUCAAGAAACGUGAUUGGGGGAGCGGUCAAAAUGAAGGUGCAGGAGAUUUCUAACAGCCUGGCCCUCCUCCAUCCUGUCAGCCUUGACAACACUGUCCCUCAGUACCAGAAGAAAGAAGAAAAGACUGACAUCAGCACUAUUAAAAAAGGAUGGAAACAGGGUCUCCUAUGUAUUUUGAGGUGCCCUUCACAGGCUUCUGGGUGACAGCAUUGCUUGGGAACCUGCAUUCUAACCUGUUUCUGGCUUGCUGGACUGUUUUCUUCCUCAGCCUCCCUGCUGACUGUCCCCUGGAGGGACAGGUGCACCUCAGGGCUUCCGGAGCCCCGCCCCAUGUGCUAUGACAUGGUUAGUCCACGACAAGCUAUCUGUCCAGCCUUUCGGCCUUUGUUCCUCCCCUGCCUCUCCCUCCAGGGACAGAUGCUCUGGGCUGGAAGAUGGGGAAGAGAGAGGCGGGCGAGCCAGCGAGCAUUUUAGACUGGGUUUCCCCUGCCUUGGGGUGGGAGCUCUUGCUCAGGCCUCAGGAAUGCCGCUUCAAGUUUAGCCCGGUGGCUCAGGCGCCUGGCGUGCUUGGCAUUUCUCUGGGGCCUCCUGCCUCCCUCAGCGACAGUGUUAGCUAAUAAAUGCCUUCAGCAUUGAGCUGAAAACUUCCUUAGGAGCCAUUUUAUUUAGAUAAAAUUGUACUGCACUCUCCUUUGAAGUUCCCCGCCACUACUGGGAGUCCUAAAGUUCUUUUACCGCAUCUCCUCAGCUCCCUCUUCAUCUGAGAUGGUUUCCAGUGUGUGUCCUCCAGCCCUCGGUGGUCAGCUGACCUGGCUGAGGGUACUCCCCGGAGGGGGUUUACAUAUGCAGAUGACUAUUCAAAGUGUAACCUUCUGUGACUCGUCACGUGUAUAACAGGCGAGUUGUUCCUCUAGACUAGUGCCACUCCUUCAUUCAGUAUUUUGAUGUUUUCUUUUGGUCUGUGUUCUGUCAAAUGUUGUGAAUUCUGGUUUCCUUCAAAAUAAUUGACGUUUAUAGAUUUUAUUUUGAAAUGAUGUAUAGACACCGCAGCUUAGAAACUGGCUUGCUUUAGGGUUCUUGGGUCAGCCCACAGAAGCCUAGUUACCUCCACCAUGGAAGGCAGUGCUGUGUCAGAUGUGGUUUGGCUUUCGUGAGCCGACCUGGACACGAGCUAGCACCCACUAUGUUGGAAGCUGUAAAACAUGCAUUCCAGGUUGGGACUCAGCGCCUUGUCCUUGGCAGCCACUUGCUCCUCAGCAGAGAUGCUAGUCAAGCCUCUUCCCUCCAAACUGUAGCUGAGGGCCGGGGAAGGACGGAAAGGCAGGAAGACUUUCCUUCCCAAGUCCCGAUAGUCACGGACGCCCCUGGCACUGUGAGGAGAGUGAAAGCCCCAAGUUAAGCUCUGCAUGCUGUUCCAUGAGCUGUUCUAGCAGUCAAUAAGCUCCUGCUUGGCAGCUUCUUACAGUCCCGAGGUGUAGGGAGCUGACUAUUGACAGUAUUGUUUUGCACUGUUUCCUGUUUUUACAAAGUCUUAUUUAGAUAUUGGUCCUCGAGAAUGUUGUCUCUGUCCUUGUCAUUGCUAUAAAAUGUUUGCUAUGUGCCUUUACAGAUGUGAGA
This is a messenger RNA of Onychomys torridus (southern grasshopper mouse), 11044 nucleotides long. RefSeq names its product protein tyrosine phosphatase non-receptor type 14 (gene Ptpn14). The record is from RefSeq and is a predicted model, not a curated record. Gene Ontology annotation, cellular component: cytoskeleton. The transcript has 19 exons. The coding region runs from base 848 to 4423 and encodes 1191 amino acids. Lineage: Eukaryota; Metazoa; Chordata; Mammalia; Rodentia; Cricetidae. Gene Ontology annotation, molecular function: protein tyrosine phosphatase activity. Gene Ontology annotation, biological process: protein dephosphorylation; lymphangiogenesis.